Diachasmimorpha longicaudata is the source of this 1545-nucleotide messenger RNA. Its product is annotated as nuclear receptor-binding factor 2-like. Bases 78 to 836 code for a protein of 252 amino acids. Lineage: Eukaryota; Metazoa; Arthropoda; Insecta; Hymenoptera; Braconidae. Gene Ontology annotation, biological process: autophagy. The transcript is spliced from 3 exons. The record is from RefSeq and is a predicted model, not a curated record.
CUAAACUGCGGGUGGACGCCGCCAUUGCAGAGGCGCGCGCAUUUUGUUUGUUUCUCUCAUUGAACAGCUGAUCAGUCAUGGAGAAUUCUAUCUUGAACCUGGCUCACGAGAAACAGAGGAGGGCAGAUGUCCUGCUGCGGUCAGGACGUUUCGAGGAGGCUGCCGACUGUCAUGAAAAAAUUGCUGAACUUUUGGCGGAGGCACAUACCCAAAUCACCGCCAGCUUUGUCGACGUAAGGCCGUUGGAGAUAUCGAAUCAUCAGGAUAACUAUUCAUCCUCCUCCAUUCACUCUUCAGCUGCCCUCGAGUCGCUGGUUCUCCAGCGUGAUUAUCACCAGCGACAAGCAGCUGUUGUUAGAAUGAAGCAGGCGCAGUAUGAGGAGUACAAGAGUACGUUGGAGAAACAACAGCGUCACCUCCUCAGCAAGCAAGCAUCAAAAAAUCAGGAGAAAGGAAACGCCGAGAACCCACUGCCCGACAAGUACGAAGGAUCCUUGAGGCAGGCUAUCUACAGGACAAUUGAGGAACAGGAUAGCCUGCUGAGUCUCAUAUCAUUGCCUGAGGAUGGCCAGCCCUUCAAGCAUCCCAAGGACACCAGCACAGUUAUCGAAGAACUACGGACAGCCAACGCGCAAUUGAGGUCACUCGUGGAAAGCUUGCUGAGUCAACUUGAAGCAAAGGAACACGAAGUUCGUCAGCUGACUCAGAGACUCCAGACGAGAUCGGUUGAUUCUCAUGAAGAAAUUUGUCCUGAGGAAGGGCACUCCUUGAGACUAGCUCCCCUACCUCCUCUGGCGCCACUCGAGAUGCCACUGUUUGAUUUCACUUCUCCUUAAGAUUAGUUAGGAAUAAUUGAAUGAAUGAUACAUAUUUACGGCGCGUAUAUAUAUACUAGAUCAAGGUGAGAGAUAAUUGUUGUUUCUCGACAUAUUAUAGGUCGCUGCAAAGAGGAAAUCCUCGUUGUUUAUGAUUUUUCAGCGGAGGCAGCAGAUUUUUAAUGCAAUAGUGGGUCAGUCCCUCGAAUUUUCACGUCAACAUAUCUACUUGAAAUUAUUUUUGUAUGUGCUAUGAUAAACAUGUUAAUGGAGUGAAGAAUGUUUAUUUCUUUCGGAGGUAGAAUUUAAGGUUUUGUUCAUCUCGAUUGAUGAUAUUCUGAGGAUGUAAUAUCAAUUGCUAUUGCUAGAUUGUACAUAAAGUGAUUCUAAUUGCCUAACGAUGUUCAUAAGUAUGCGAAGUCUUCGUUUUUUAUGAGGUGAUUGAAACCAGCAGUAAUCAAUGUUGUGAUAAUCUUAUUGAGAUGUACACAAAUUUUUUGUCAGCUUACUAUUAAGUUUUCUACUGAUUGUUUUACCUCGACAAUUGGGUGAUCAGGUGCAGUGGGGAUGAGAGAACUGUAAUGAAUAGAUGACUGUAAUUAACUAGACUUUGUGAGUGAAAAAAAAUCAAAUGAAGAGUUUAAAAAAAUGAGUGAAUCGCUAGCGAUGAACAAUGACAUUAUAUGUUGCUCGAAAUAAAGAAGGGGAGUUUCUGUUCAGUAGAAAAUUA